Molecule: messenger RNA, 495 nt
Organism: Cetraspora pellucida
Lineage: Eukaryota; Fungi; Glomeromycota; Glomeromycetes; Diversisporales; Gigasporaceae
Source: the annotation of a GenBank genome assembly
AUGUCAGAAUUUGCUGUAGUCGCUGUUGUUGUUAGACACUCUUCUACUAUGAAAGGCAAUAUGCUAGAAUGGGACGUAAUCAUAAUUUUGAGAAGUGUAAAAUCGAAUAGAAUUGAAAGCUCUUCGUGGCCAACUGUUUUGGCAGUUGAACGUUCUUCUAUUUGUAUCCGAAAAGUUGCGUCUAUAAUAUAUAGUAAAGCUGGGAGGUGCGCCCCAGGACGAUUGUUAAUGGCAAUGACGCAUUUUACUCACUUAUUUAUUUUUGAUAGGGGACCCAGCAACGGAGGUGUCGAUAUCCGUUCAUGGAUUCGUAGAACUGAUGAUAUUGGUUCCUCCGUCGUCCGUGAACUUAGAGGUGUCUUAUGCGAAGAACGGCCAAGAAUGAUUGGUAUCCUGGUGGGCCCCCGUGUAAGAAGUUUUUCAAGUGAUGCAAUUAGAACAGCACUACCGUAUCAUAUUAACCGAUCGAUACCAUCUUCCUAUAAUUCUUCUUAA